AUGUUAGGUUUAGCUGAUAAUAUUUUGAGAGGUGUCAACUUCUGUUUCUUCGUUAUCUGUUUAGGUUUAGUUGGUUCUUUACUAGCGACUCAAAAUCAACAUAGUUCAAGAGUCAACUACUGUAUUUUCGUCCCUCCAUUCGCUCUAGUCACAGACACCUUCUACGGUGCCCUGGCCAAUAUAUGGUCCACUCCAUUGGCUUGGCCAAUUAUUCUGUUCUGUUUCGACUUCUUAAACUUCGCCUUCACGUUCACUGCUGGUACCGUGUUGGCUGUAGGCACAAGAACUCACUCAUGUACUAACCAAUCCUACUUGGAUUCCAACAAUAUCACACAAGGUUCCACUGACAGAUGUAGAAAAGCCCAAGCCGCCACCGCCUUCUUCUACUUCUCCUUCUUCAUCUUCCUAGCUAAGUUGAUCAUGUCGUCGAUUAACUUAUUCACAAACGGUGCUUUAGGUUCGAUGAGCUUCGGUAGACGUAGAGGUGGUGCCGGCGUAGGUGUCCCAGGUGCUGCCUCCCCACAAAUCGGUGUUCCAAACAUCUCUCAAGUUUAG
Messenger RNA from Tetrapisispora phaffii CBS 4417, 555 nucleotides. RefSeq names its product Nce102p (gene NCE102). The record is from RefSeq and is a predicted model, not a curated record. Bases 1 to 555 code for a protein of 184 amino acids. The transcript has a single exon. Gene Ontology annotation, biological process: protein localization to plasma membrane; eisosome assembly. Lineage: Eukaryota; Fungi; Ascomycota; Saccharomycetes; Saccharomycetales; Saccharomycetaceae. Gene Ontology annotation, cellular component: eisosome; plasma membrane.